This is a messenger RNA of Hibiscus syriacus, 776 nucleotides long. RefSeq names its product B-box domain protein 30-like. NCBI's taxonomy places the organism in Eukaryota, Viridiplantae, Streptophyta, Magnoliopsida, Malvales, Malvaceae. The record is from RefSeq and is a predicted model, not a curated record. Gene Ontology annotation, molecular function: zinc ion binding. Bases 203 to 565 code for a protein of 120 amino acids. The transcript has a single exon.
ACCACUCUUUUGCUACAAUUAUUUAAAGAUUCUUACGUGUUCCAUUGUUUAGAGAAAACCAAUUUCUCAACCACAAGUUUCAACAUUUAUUGCUUCUUGGUAUACCCCCCAAAAAAAAAAUCACAGAACAUUCGAUCUUACUGGUUUAUAUAUACUUGGGUAUUUCUCUCCCAGCCUUCUUAGCUUUCCGUAUCGUCUGAAAAUGUGCAGAGGUUUACAACAAGAUGGGAACAACUCGCUUUCUUGUCCGAAACAGGGUUUGUCUUCAAGGUUGGUGAACUGUGAGCUCUGCAAUUCCAGGGCUUCCUUGUAUUGUCAAGCUGACGAUGCGUAUCUGUGUAGGAAGUGUGAUCAAUGGGUUCAUCAAGCUAAUUUCUUGGCUCUCAGGCAUAUCAGGUGUUUCCUUUGUAAUACAUGUCAAAGUUUAAGUCAGAGAUAUCUCAUCGGAGCUUCACAGGAAGUGGUGCUGCCGACGAUGGCGAGCUCGUCGGAGAGAAAACGGUUUGAUUCUGACAUGGAAACUAAGCAUUCAACGACGCUUAAAACACCUUUUCUUUUUCUCUGAUUGUCACUUCUUCUUCUUCUGUUAUGCAACUUUUGGUUAUGGAGGAUCUUAUCUGGUUUGUCUGAGGUAUCAUUGAGGGUUUACAUAUAUGUAUACAUGUAAGCUCGUAUAGGUAAAGUCAUGAAUGAUGUACUCCUCAGUGUUGUGUAAACCAGAUUGACUUUCUCUCUCAUUAGUGCAUUUUUCUUAUGCAAACUCACAUUUAGCUUUC